UGACCUCAGCGACUGGAUCAGUAAAGCUAGUUCCCUUUAGCCACGUCAUGUAAAGUUAGCAGUGAGCACUUGUGAAAUAAAGACAGCGAAGGGUCGCAGUGUUUUGGUGAUAUUAUCUCAUUUUUAGAGAGGUGCUCUUGUUUCAUGGUUAUAACUCGGCAGUAAUCAUAUGGAAAGAUGUCGGAUAUCGGGGACUGGUUCAAAAGCAUCCCUCUCAUCACCCGGUACUGGUUUGCUGCCUCGAUUGUUGUUCCCUUUAUUGGAAAACUAGGACUGGUUGAUUUCAGGAAUCUCAUGCUGUUUCCAGAGCUGGUCUUAAGCAGAUUUCAUCUCUGGAGACCAGUGACUGCCACCUUGUAUUUCCCAAUAACCCCUAAUACUGGGUUUCUUUACAUGGUCAACCUGUAUUUCCUUUACCACUAUUCCACUCGACUAGAGACAGGGGCGUUUGAUGGCAGACCUGCAGACUAUGUCUUCAUGCUGUUCUUCAACUGGAUCUGCAUUGUUAUAACUGGGAUGCUGAUGAACAUGCGGCUGCUGAUGAUCCCACUGAUCAUGUCAGUGCUCUAUGUCUGGGCUCAGUUCAACAAAGACACCAUCGUGUCCUUCUGGUUCGGAACACGGUUCAAGGCGCACUAUCUACCCUGGGUCAUCCUGGUCUUCAACUUCAUCAUCGGAGGCUCGUUUGUGAAUGAACUGACAGGGAACCUGGUGGGUCACCUCUACUUCUUCCUCAUGUUCAAAUACCCCAUGGACCUGGGAGGACGCGCUUUCCUCUCCACACCAGAGUUCUUGUAUCGGUUCUUCCCUAACAGGAGGGGGGGGGUGUCGGGCUUUGGAGUCCCUCCCAGCAGACCAGCUGCCCCGGAGCAGGCCGGAGGAGGAGGAGGAGGAGGAGGAAGAGGGCGUUACAACUGGGGCCAAGGCUUCCGCCUGGGGGGUGAAUGAGCAGAGACAAGAGGAACGAGAGAGCUACACCCCCUCUACUCCCGCCGCUCUUUUGCUCCCAAUAACAAAAUGGCGUUGCAGUUGAUUGUUUAAGGUUAAAGUGCUUGCUUUUUCUCAUUCUUCCAUUUGAGGACAAAUACCUUGACUUAAAAUUUAAUUCACAUUCAUGUUUAGUUUUAAAGGACACAAAUGGAUGACAUUUGAGAAAGCACACAUUUUAACCCUGACAGCCCCCACACAGCAGGACUCAGGCCUUAAGCUCAACUCACCAAGUAAAGCCAGCUCUACUAUUACUACUACUGCCCAUGUGUCCAUGUGAAGCAGAUAGAAGGAAAUAUGAAUAGACUUUUUUUUUUAAAUGUGAUUCUUGAUCUCCCCUCCCCUUAUAUUCUUCCUUUCUGUCCUCUUUUCACCCCCUCCCUUACCCUCCUCUCCUUUCCUCGCAUUCGGACUGUCAAGACAGAUGUUGCAGCUGCACACCAGCACGCUGUUGAUUUUGACUCUUGGUUUCCUGUCCUCUCCCCUUCUCUCUCUCUUUCUCUCUCUGUGAUGCCAUAUCAGAUUACAUUGUAAUUACCAAGGCACUGGGAGUGUGCUCUCAGCAGAACAUGGGCAAAGCUAUUUAGAGAGCACCGUUUCCAGUUCUGAUUUUACAUGGGUGUAACAUGUUUUUUUAAGCCUCUGUGGCACAGACCUGAUAUUUGUCUUAAGAUCUGAUCUUAACCAAAAUAGGGUGAAGAUGGGACUUUUUUUUUGUAAAUAUAACAGUUGUUUAUUGAAAGGAUGAGCGAGUCUAAGAGUAUAAUUAUUGUUCUAUCCCUGUUUCCUUAAUGCAACACUUGGAUUUUCUUCUCUCGAGUCA
This is a messenger RNA of Sander lucioperca (pikeperch), 1810 nucleotides long. RefSeq names its product derlin 1 (gene derl1). The record is from RefSeq and is a predicted model, not a curated record. Gene Ontology annotation, molecular function: misfolded protein binding; ubiquitin-specific protease binding. Gene Ontology annotation, biological process: endoplasmic reticulum unfolded protein response. NCBI's taxonomy places the organism in Eukaryota, Metazoa, Chordata, Actinopteri, Perciformes, Percidae. Gene Ontology annotation, cellular component: Hrd1p ubiquitin ligase ERAD-L complex; endoplasmic reticulum membrane. The coding region runs from base 178 to 948 and encodes 256 amino acids. The transcript has 8 exons.